GGUAACUUACAAUGACAAAGUGAAAAUAUUUUUUGAAAUGUCAGACCUAAAAGAUGAUGUUAAGGUUGAGCAUCCACAGAAAAAUUUAAAUGAAGUUUCUAGUGACCAUACAGAUGAUACUAAUAAUGCUACCAAAGAAGAUGUGAAAACAGAUAGUAAGGGAGAUAAUUCUACAGAAGAUCAAGGAAAUUCAGAUUUAGCAAUAAAUCCAGAAACAUUAGAAAAAUUAACUUUAGGAUUCCUGUCCCAUUGUUUACCUGAUUUACAAAGAGCAAAAGGAUCAUUAACUGAAAUAUUAAACAGUCAGAACAUUUUACAUGAAACAGCACAAAAUGAAAACAGUAAAUUUAAGAUCAAUGAAGAUGUAGAACAAACUAUGGCCAAAGUUAAGCUUUACCAUGCCAAGUUGUUGUAUUUGAAGAGAGAAAUGAAUAACCUAGGAGAGAAAUCAUUUAAGCUCAAGAAAAGAGGAAUAAAACUUCAGCAACAGAAAAUUAAAGAGGAAUUACAGAAACAAGAACAAGAAGAGAAAGAAAAAAUGAGGGAGGAAAUGUUAACAGCUAAAAUUGCUAAGAAACGAUCAUCUAGCCAAUCAGAGAAGAGCUAGUAUCAUUCAAAAAUAGAACUUUAUUACUGUUUUAUUUGCAACUUCCAUACCAAGUCAUUUAUGUGCUUACCAAUGUAAAAAAUAUUAAUUAAUGUAAUAAUAGUUAUUUGUUGAUGUUAAAACAAUUCAGUAGCGGAUCCAGGGGGGGUCCUGGGGUUGGAACCCCCCCCUUUUUUUUGACAAUCUACAUUUGAAUGGGGACAUAUAGUUGGAACCCUCCCCUUUAUCCUGGAUUGGGAACCCCCUUUUAAAAACGGCUGGAUCCGCCCCUGCAAUUUCUGUGUGGCUGGAGGAAACUGGUUAUAUCAUGUGUGUUAUUUUACUUAUCAUCCUUUAUGCAAUUAUAAAAGAGGGCGGAUUAAGAUUAAUAAUGACGUGCUGAUAAUCAGUAUUCUCUAAUUCUUCGUCAAUUUAUUCCUUUCUGCACCCAUUGUAUAAAAAAAUUUAAUCAACGUGUGGUUCGUUUGAUCUCAGUUCUUCAUUGGUUAAAAUCCGAUUAUGACGUCGAAUUUUCUUGCUUUCCUCUGAAUUUCCUAUUGUGACGGCAUGAAAAAAGGUGACCAUGCCUGAUGACGUCACAUAGAAAGAACACAUCUUUUUGCAGAUCAUUCAAAAAGGAGGAAUAAGUUUGCCUGCAUAUUGUUUGAAAAUCAUUAGAGAAACAGAUUCCACCACCAAAUCUCGUGUAAUACGAUAUUUAUCCACUCUCGACAGUUAAAUUUUAAAUUUGAAAAUUUAACUGUCUCGAGUGGAUAAAUAUUGUAUCACACUCGAUGCAGUGGUAGAAUCUAUAUUUAUCUGAAACUUCAAAAAUAGUAAAAGUAGUAAACUAUUCUUUAUACUAUGAUAUUUUUGCAUUUACAUCUACAAAGUUUUGGUAAUUUGUAAGAAUCCGAAUACUCAAUAUAAUAAUUCUAUGUAUAAUGUAAUCUUUAUAUUACUGACUAAUACAUGUAUUAUCAAUUAAAAAUAGGUUUUCUUGCUGCUCAUUUGGUUUGAUAAUAUAAUGCAUAAACCUUAAGGAAAUAUGGUAAAGUGUCCUCACAACUCAUUUGAAUUUUUCAACUUGAAAUAAACUUGUUAAAUUUUCAAUUAUUAUUACAUAAAGUAACAGCAGAGACAUAUAAUACAUGUAUUAUAUGUCUCUGGUAACAGUGUGCUGUACACCCUCAAUUUUCUUUUAUAUUUAUUUAACUUGUUUUUAUUAAAACUAAACUAAAGCUAAUCAUUUUAAAGUCUUAGAAAUAAUAAAGCUCUCAUUUUGCAUUUAAAACAAAAGAAAUUUAAAGACUUAAACAAUUAAUUUAAUAUUCAUUCUUUAAAUGUUAAAAUUGAACAUUAUGUGGCAUUUCUAGUUGUUGCAUGAUAUCAUAUAUAUGUUGUUAGUUAUAUUUAAAGUGCAAUAUGUAUAAUAAAUUAUUAUGAUGCUG
Molecule: messenger RNA, 2037 nt
Organism: Mytilus californianus (California mussel)
Lineage: Eukaryota; Metazoa; Mollusca; Bivalvia; Mytilida; Mytilidae
Product: biogenesis of lysosome-related organelles complex 1 subunit 6-like
Exons: 6
Coding region: 38-607 (189 amino acids)
Biological process (GO): intracellular transport
Cellular component (GO): extrinsic component of membrane; BLOC-1 complex; transport vesicle
Source: RefSeq, a predicted model, not a curated record